Molecule: messenger RNA, 735 nt
Organism: Chaetomium globosum CBS 148.51
Lineage: Eukaryota; Fungi; Ascomycota; Sordariomycetes; Sordariales; Chaetomiaceae
Exons: 2
Coding region: 1-735 (244 amino acids)
Biological process (GO): superoxide metabolic process
Cellular component (GO): mitochondrion
Molecular function (GO): metal ion binding; superoxide dismutase activity
Source: RefSeq, a predicted model, not a curated record
AUGGUCAACUUUGGCAACCUCCUUCAAUAUCUCGCCUUGCAAUCACCGCAUUCGGGCGACACCACCACAGACAGUAACAACACCACUCUCAAUCUUGCCAAGAUGGGUCUUACCGCCUACACUCUCCCGGCCUUGCCCUACUCCUACGAUGCUCUUGAGCCUCACAUCUCAGCCCAGAUCAUGGAGCUGCACCACAGCAAGCACCACCAGGCUUACGUGACCAACCUGAACAAGGCCCUCGAGUCGCACGUUGCCGCCGUCGCAUCCGACGAUGUGGCCGGCCAGAUUGCCCUGCAGCAGGUCAUCAAGUUCAACGGCGGCGGCCACAUCAACCACUCGCUGUUCUGGAAGAACUUGGCCCCGGCGGGGAGCAACGAGGCGAACCUGGACCGGGCGAGUAGCUUGGUGGCCGAGAUUGAGAAGACGUGGGGGAGCCUUGACGCUUUCAAGAAGGCCUUCUCCACGGCCCUGUUGGGGCUCCAGGGGAGUGGUUGGGGCUGGCUGGUCAAGGAGGCCGGGAACGGGGCCGGCUUGCGCAUCGUCACGACCAAGGACCAGGACCCUGUCGUUGGCGGGGAUGUGCCCAUCUUUGGGGUCGACAUGUGGGAGCAUGCAUAUUACCUCCAGUAUCUGAACGGGAAGGCGGCGUACGUUAAGAAUAUUUGGAACGUUAUCAACUGGCAAACCGCCCAGGAACGCUUCUCGGGGAAGUCUGAUGAGAAAACUGAACUUUAA